Coregonus sp. 'balchen' is the source of this 1975-nucleotide messenger RNA. Lineage: Eukaryota; Metazoa; Chordata; Actinopteri; Salmoniformes; Salmonidae. The record is from the annotation of a GenBank genome assembly.
AUGGUCUCCUUUGGUAGGAACUGGUGUCAGUACACAGUGUCGAAGACUGUGUCAUGCCAGGUGCACAACGGGACUGAGACGCUGGUACAGCGUAUGUUUCAGAGUUGCCGUUGGCCGGGACCCUGUUCUAACCUCAUCAGGUAUGGAUCGCACAGUUCACUCACUCACUCCCACUGGCCCUUCAUGCAGUGUGAGUGCCAUGCAGUAGAAAAUACAACUUCAGACAUGAGAGGUUCUGAUUUCAGAGUUGCGCUGGGACUAUCUCGAGUUGAGGGAUUAUCUGCUCAAGUCACUGCAUGUAAUUAAAAAGGCAAUGCACAGUAGCCCCACAAUGUCAAUUCACUGUCAACAAACUAUAUAGAUAUACAUCCUAAUGGGUUGCAGUUGCUUACAAGGUCACAAACCAUCUUGCUGAGCCGAAAGCUUUGGGGGAAGGGCUACCAUUUCCAGGUUUCUCUUGGUUGUCUUCAGGACAGCUAUGGGUCAAGUGCCACUCUACAUUUUGGUGGGCUUUGCUGCCAGACGUUAUACAGGGAUCAUGAUUAUGAUGUUUGUAUAUUUUUAGCCUAAAGGGUCCUUAAUGUCAUCCAGCUUUGACUGCAGAGAGUCUAAUGACUGAUAUUUAAGCCCCAUGGAAAGGUUAUUUGUUUGUUGGUUGAAGAAGGCAGAUUUACUCCCUAGACCACCACACAGAGCAGCAAGUCAUCCACCAUUACGGCAUAUGAAUAUGAUUUUUCCCAUUCCAGUAUUCCCAUGUCUGCCAUUGCUCCCAGAAAAGACACUGAUGUAAAACCAUAGCCGUUUAUCAUAUAGAUUUGUGUGAUUUGCAACUGUUUGGUUGCAUUCCAUUGUUUUAUGUCUUUGGGAUCAAUCCAGAAAGACUACUUUAAUGGAACUCCCUGUAUUCGGUCAUAAUGUUAAGCUUGGAUCGGCAUUGUUAUUUUAUCCCUAUGUUAUAGACAGGUUCAACAUCUUUUGAUUUUGAGUUAUUCCCGUGUAAAGAGGUCAACGUAUUCUCUCCCUUGUAAAGGAUUUGAAUGACGUCUGUGAAGGUUUGACUUAAUGUUACUGACAUCAGUGUAAAGGCCUCUAAUGAUGUCCGUGAAGUGAACAUCUGCCCCAGUGCCACAGUGCUGCCCGUCAGUGACUAUACUCUGUUCUCAGUUACAGGACACUUGUCCGGCCCACGUACAUGCUGACGUAUCGCCAGGUGACAGCGUUGGAGUGGAGGUGCUGCCCCGGCUUUAUGGGAAACGACUGCAGAGAGGGUGAGUACUGUACCUGUGUUGUCUGUCUGUGUCUGUGUCUGCCUGCCUUUUACACUCAGAGAACUGGUGAGCUGGAGGUAGGAAUGCCACAAGGGCACUGCAAUCAAAACUGUAGUCCCCUUGUGUACCUCAUGCAUUGGUUUCAUCCUAAACUCCCUGCUAUGUAUGACAUCAAAAUCACAGGCUGAAAAACAAUGGCCGAUCAUCACUCGCUCAUGCACUGUAUUCUUGGCUGGGCAUUUUGUUUUUGUGGUUUGUUUUGUUUUGUUUAUUGAAUCUCCUUACUGUGGUGUAAGGAAGACAAAAGAUAGGGAUAGUCACUGAACCAAAAGUUCAACUUGGCUCUAAAUGACAGAUUCCCUAUACUUACUGGUCCUCCCUCUUGGUUGGACUCACUGUUCUGCUUCUUCUUGGUAAAAAUGUCCUUAUAGUAAGUUAAUGGACCAAGACACAGUGUUUCUUAUGUUCUCAUGCCACCAAUAUGGUGGUUCAGAUUUAUGACUGGUGUCUGUUACAGAGAACACGGCUCUGCUCCCCAUUUCAGACUGUAGCUCUGUUCAACAUAGGAUUGAUGACCCUCCUCUGCUGCAUCAUUCGUGGGGGACGACAUGUUUACUGUUGUUUACUUGUUUCUAUCUGUAUGCACUGCUAUCUAUCUUUUCUAUCUUGGUGUUCCAGUGGCUACCCCUGAUGAUGCUGCACUCUGA